Salvia hispanica is the source of this 1914-nucleotide messenger RNA. RefSeq names its product LEAF RUST 10 DISEASE-RESISTANCE LOCUS RECEPTOR-LIKE PROTEIN KINASE-like 2.4. Lineage: Eukaryota; Viridiplantae; Streptophyta; Magnoliopsida; Lamiales; Lamiaceae. Gene Ontology annotation, biological process: protein phosphorylation. Gene Ontology annotation, molecular function: protein kinase activity; ATP binding. The record is from RefSeq and is a predicted model, not a curated record.
UCCAAUCAUAUGAUUACGUUGUUAGUACUAUUCCUACUUGUUCAUCUUCUCAAAGCUAAUUCAAAAUGCCCAAAAUCCUACGCCUGCAGAAACUUCACUCUAGAAUUUCCCUUCACCACCAGCAACGAUCCCGACUGCGGAAUAUUCACAGUCGAUGGCUGCGAUUCUCAAAUCGGACAUCCAACGCUACGCACAGCAGAUCCAUCAUCUUCGUUUCAAAUUCUGGAUAAAACAUCCACAAAUGCAUUCCUGAUUCACGACGGCGUGCUUCAACAAUUACUGGGAUUGCCCACGUGUUACACUGUCGGAAAUAUGUCGCUGCCUAAGUCUCCCUUUGUCUCAUUCACAUUCUACCCCAAACUCACCUUCUUCGCAUGCUAUAAUCAAACUCCCGAUCAUCAAAUCAGCGACUAUUUCAAAAGCUAUCGCGUCUUACGCUGUAACAUCUCCACCGUCUACUAUGUAUUUCCGGAAACUCGUCAAGCUCCGGUUGUCCCUUCAGGAUGCUUGGUGGCUCAGCUACCUAUCAAGUCCGACAGCUCGCCUUUCUUGACGGCUAACUUUACUCUAGAAUGGAAAGUUUCUCAAUAUUGCUCUCAGUGCUACAAGGGAGGAGGCCAGUGUUUAACUCACAACUACCGACAGUUCUACUGUCGAAAAACAGGAAAAACAGGAUUUUCAAAGACAACUUUGAUAGGUGGUAUGGCCAUAGCCGCUCUUUCAUCCUCUUUGGUAACCGCAUUCGUUUUCAUUUGGAGGAAGCGUGCAAAGGCAAAACAAGAGCGUGAAAAAGAGCUUGAACUCUUUCUGGAGAAGAAUGUAAAUCUUGCACCAAUGCGAUACAAAUACUCCAACAUCAAGAAAAUGACAAACUCAUUUAGUGAACACUUGGGAAGAGGAGGAUUUGGUAGUGUUUAUAAAGGAAAGUUUCCCAAUGGCCAUCCUGUGGCAGUGAAAGUCUUAAACGAAUCUAAUGAAUAUGGGGAAGAUUUCAUGAAUGAGGUUGCAAGCAUUAGUAGAACUUCCCACAUUAAUAUUGUUGGGCUACUAGGAUUUUGCUUUGAUGGUUCUAAAAGAGCUCUCAUUUAUGACUUCAUGCCUAAUGGAUCACUUGAAAAGUUCAUUGGAAACAAUGCUUCCUCAUCUCAAGAAUCUGGGUUAGGAUGGGAUAAAUUGUUUGAGAUCGCUCUUGGGAUAGCUCGAGGGCUAGAGUACUUGCACCAAGGUUGUAAUACGAGGAUUUUGCAUUUAGACGUCAAGCCUCAGAACAUUCUUCUAGAUAAGGACAUGAAUCCAAGAAUUUCUGACUUUGGGCUUUCUAAGUUGUGUCCGAACAGAUCAAGCGUAGUCUCGAGGAUGGUGGCAAGAGGUACUAUAGGGUACAUGGCCCCUGAAGUGUUUUCUAGAAACUUUGGAGAAGUUUCAUACAAGUCUGAUGUGUAUAGUUAUGGAAUGUUGGUUUUGGAAAUGGUUGGAGGACGCAGAAGCAUUGAUCCGAGAGAUGAAGAUCGUACCAGUGAGAUACACUUCCCCCACAAUCUCUACAAGCAGCUUGAGUUGAAAGCAGAAAGAGACGGUGAUCUUUAUCCAAUAACGAUUCAAGAAGAGGAAUUCGGUGAUUUUUUUUGUGGAACAGUGAAUGGAGAAGAUGAAAGACAACAUGUGGAGAGAAAUUUGAUAAUUGUUGGCUUGUGGUGCAUUCAGACAAACCCUAAGGAUCGACCUUCGAUGACAAGGGUCGUAGAGAUGUUGGAAGGGAAAUUUGGAACGUUAGCGGCUCCACCUUUGCCUUACCUUUAGUCAACCACCAAGAUCAGCACCAAACUUUUCAACCUUUGAAUAUUUCUAGUAGUUUGCUUGAAUUUGUAUGGAAGCUUUAUUAGUGUAACAAUAACUUUGUUGGUUGAUUGAUAA